Molecule: messenger RNA, 1523 nt
Organism: Grus americana (Whooping crane)
Lineage: Eukaryota; Metazoa; Chordata; Aves; Gruiformes; Gruidae
Gene: R3HDML
Product: R3H domain containing like
Exons: 6
Coding region: 313-1074 (253 amino acids)
Source: RefSeq, a predicted model, not a curated record
GCCUAUAAAUCUCCUAGCAGGGCUCUUUCCAAACUUCAGGACAUUCCCCGGGGGAAGAGUUAAGAUGCAGCUUUUGCGUCAGAUGCUGCGGCGGGCUCUCCGGCAGGGCUAGGCUAAACCUCUCCCCCGCAGCUGCCCCAGCAGGUUGUUUGCAAAGGUCAAUCCCACCGGCUGCCGCCGCCGAGCUCAGCCGCUCUUGGCUCAGUCCUCAAGAUCCACGGGCCAGCAGUGGUGACCAGUGACCCACCUUGUUCUCGCUUAACCCCGUGCAGGAGUGGAAAGCCGCUGGCCGAUCCCGCCGGCCAGGCUAGCAUGACGGUGCUCCACUUGCACCUGUACCUCACUGCCUUGGGCUUCUGGCUGACACAGCACUCCAGCUCCUUCCUGCUGCCCAAUGCCACCGAAGUCCUGUCCCCCUCUGGGGGCAGAGCCGCGGGCCUGCUGUGGGGUGUGGGGGUCCCCCGUAGCCGUCGGAAGCGAUACCUCUCCCCCCGCGACAUGAGCACAAUUUUGGAUUACCAUAACCAAGUGCGGGCACAAGUUUCCCCCCCUGCCGCCAACAUGGAGUAUAUGGUGUGGGACGAGCGGCUGGCCAGGGCAGCAGAGGCGUGGGCUGCACGCUGCCUGUGGGACCACGGCCCCCCCCAGCUGAUGAAAUACAUGGGGCAGAACCUCUCCAUCCACUCAGGCAGGUACCGCUCCGUCGUGGACAUGGUGAAAUCAUGGCACCAGGAGAAGCAGCACUACUCCUUCCCCCAUCCCCGUGAGUGCAACCCCCGCUGCCCCUCCAAAUGCAGCGGCUCUGUCUGCAGCCACUACACGCAGAUGGUGUGGGCGUCCUCCAGCCGCCUGGGCUGCGCCCUCGGCACCUGCGCCAACGUGCAGGUGUGGGGCAGCACGUGGCGGCACGCCGUCCUCCUCGUCUGCAACUACGCCAUCAAGGGCAACUGGCUGGGAGAAGCGCCGUACAAAGUGGGGCGGCCGUGCUCAGCCUGCCCCCCCACUUACGGUGGGGGCUGCUCCAACAACAUGUGCUUCACCGGACUGAAAUCCAACCAAGUCAGCUGGUUCUAGGGCUGCAGCCCCGCGAGGAAGCCCCCGGCGAUGGGGACGGGGUGAACCAGAAUUAUUUAUAACACUAACCCCCCCAGCAGCCCGGCUGUCCAACCUGCUUCAUCCCUAGUGCCGUGUAGGAAACUGCUUUUUUAACACACGUCUCCAGCAGCGCUCGCGUCGUCUGGCUGCUUCCCACUUUGGGGGAAAUAGGAAUGGUUCAGAUCCCUGUUGCCUGAAAGAGGGACAGUUUGGGGAUGCACGGAGGGAGCGGGGCUGGCUGGCAUGGUCCCUGCUCCACAGGCUUGGGGGCUUUCCCCACUGACCCCCGCCUGUGCUAAGCAGAGGCUGGUGUAAGCGAAUACCAAGAUGUUCCCCUCGUGGCGAGUGGCUGGAGGAGAAGUGGGGAGCUCCAAGCGUGCCCCUGCUCCUUGGCAGCCCCUCCAGCCACAAGCCCCCCAAUAAAGCAG